Malania oleifera is the source of this 2538-nucleotide messenger RNA. RefSeq names its product nuclear pore complex protein NUP1. Gene Ontology annotation, biological process: nuclear membrane organization. The transcript is spliced from 8 exons. Lineage: Eukaryota; Viridiplantae; Streptophyta; Magnoliopsida; Santalales; Ximeniaceae. Gene Ontology annotation, cellular component: nuclear envelope. The record is from RefSeq and is a predicted model, not a curated record. Bases 141 to 2429 code for a protein of 762 amino acids.
GUUCCGCAUUCAUUCGAAGGUGGAGAACAGAAUAUUAUAAAGGCGGGCCCUGACGGCUGACAGUCCCCAAAAAGUCCACAAAAUCUACAGGUGGACGCUUCCCAUUCGUAGUCCAGAGAGAGAGAGAGAGAGAGAGAGACAUGGAAGGAGCGACGGCGUCCUCGGGCCUCGCUGCCGCAGAGAGAGGCGCCGGCGGCAAAUUCAGGAAGCCCCCGGCGCGCAAGCCGCCCUCCACUCCCUAUGACCGUCCGCCGCCUGCGGCGAAUCAGUCCCAGGCUGCUCACCGGCGCGACGGUGGUUGGCUUUCGAAGCUUGUCCAUCCCGCUCGUCGCCUUAUAUCCAGCGGCGCUGCCCGGAUUGUUCCUUCUCUUUUCUCCAGACAUCCUCCUCGUUUGGAAGCUGCACCCGCCUCCAACGCUGGGGACCGAGAAUUAAAUGACAAUGCUAGUGCAGAUGAUAAAACAUGCACUAUCAAUCUUAGGACAUCCACAUUUGCUGGAGUAGAAGGUCCUAGUAAAGCAGCUGAUAAAUCAAAAUGCAACACAGACCUUGAUGAUCACAGAGAAAACAAAGCAGGCAGCCUGUCUGAUGAUGGCAGACUUCGUGAAAUUGAGCAGAUGUUGAAGGGGAAAAAAUUUUCUAGGGAAGAAAUUGAUCGAUUGACUGAGAUAUUGCAUUCAAAGGUUGUUGAUCCUUCUAAUGUUCAGCAGGAAAAAAAUAAUCCAACCAUGGAUGCAGGAGCACAAGCUGAAGGGAUAUUAGUGGCCCAAGAAAGCCAAAAAUGGACGGCUGAAAAAAAGCAAGAAGAUUUGAAUAGAGCUAUUUGGGGAACAUCAACUCCUCUUCCCCAGAAAAUUAAUGAAGAUGAAGUUGGUGCUUCACCAGUUGAAAUUGCAAGAGCCUAUAUGGGAACCCGAGUAUUGGACAUUGGCCUUGGUCCUAAGAGCACAAUAUCCAAAGAUGAUAAAGCUUUACUACAUGGUGAUGAAUUUGCAUCAAUGACAUUUGUUCCAUCUCCUCUACCUAAGUCGUCCAUAUGCUGGCCUGGUGCCAUGGUACAGGAACAGAGUGGGUAUUUAACCCCUCGAAAUCCAAGAGUCAGAUUUGGUUUACAUAAUUUGCCUCGAACUCCCUACUCAAGAACUAUUUAUUCAAAGUCUAAGGGCAAGGGUGAUAGCAGUCGGUACCCUGACAUUCUGUCAACUCCCUCACAGCAAUUGCGAACCCCAACAUAUGGACUGGCAAAGUCAAGGACUGAUGCAUUGAAUGAAAGCUAUGGAUCCGGAGGACCUAUUCGCAGGAUAGGGCAUAAGUUUGUUUCUGAAACUCAUAGAGGAUCUGUUUCUUUCCAUUCAACCCAAAAUGGUCCUCCGCAGGUGGGAUAUUCAACUGCUUCUGAGGAAUUUUUGCCUGCCAUCAAGAAUCAGUUGGAUUUUGGAGCAACAAGGAGCACGUCAAAAAUUCAGUCAGUGGAUGGUGCACCUGAUAGCUUGGAAGGAGGUGUUGCAACUGUUCAUCCACAGUCUAGUCAGUUGGCCAGGAGAAUAUUGGAGCACAUUGACAGAAACAUACCUACUCCCAAGGAAAAGCUGGCUGAGCUAAGUCUAGCCACUAGAUGGAGGAAACCUCCAUCUUCUGAAAUCACCACUCUUGUCCCUGAGGAAUGCAAUACUUCUAUGCAAUUGGGAGCAUCCGACUCCUAUAAAAAUACAGGUCAAGUUGACCCAAAGUUUUCUGCGAAAGGAAACAAGGAUAGAGGGAACUCUCUUAGUAAAAUUCAUGAGAGGUCAAGUGCAUCUUCUGGUGAAGUUCUGCGUGAUGCUGAUACAGCAUGCUGGGGCAAUGCAGGGCCUUCACUAGAUUUCAAGGAAACUGGUGAUUCUCAAUUCAACAGCUCAAAUGAGGUGACUUUGUUAGGGUUUGAUGGCAGUAGGCGGAAAGAGAAGAGUCAGCUGUGGCCUCUCCAUAAUCAAAUUAAUGGGCAUGAUGCUUCCAAGGUGGUUCCCAGUGUUGGUGGGCGUGGCAUUUUAAAUCGACAGAACAGACCUCCAUUGAACUCAUCAGGGGCUAGACCAGAUUUGGCUAUUUCUAUCAACAAACCUGGCCAAAGAUUCGCAGGUUCAUCUGAUAAUAAUUUAGGAUUUACCUUCCCAGUUUCUGCAUCACCUGAUGUAUUUUCUGAACCCCCAACACCAUCCAUCACACCGUCUUUCUCGGCCAGUGGUUUGCCUCGGCCUGAGGAGAAAAACGACACUCCGUCAUACAGUUUUGGUGUGGGGAGGUCUACUCCUCGCCUAGUUUUCUCUUUUCCUUCUACGAGCGAUACGCCUACCCACAAUGAUGCAUCUGACCUCAAGUUCAACUUUGGGUCUGAUAAGAAGGCUAGGGUAUCUUUCAGCCCAGUAGGGAAAAAUGCAGUUUGCUAUUAACUAAAUCAGUUUUAUUUUAUUUUUAUUUAUGUAUUUGUCAGCUGAAUCUGGAUCAAUUGUAUCUAAGAAAAUUUUUCAUAAGAAAGAAAAGUAGUUUGAGAUUGGUGCA